AUGUCGUUUGACGGCGAGGCCGCCGGCUGGGCCGACGACCCGGCGGUCAAGGCCAUGGACGACCUGUUCCUGUCCACCAUGCGCGAGCUUGCAGCCGCGGGCAAGCUGACUACCGGCGGCGUCCGCAUGCUGGACUACGGCUGUGGGCCCGGAUCCAAGUCCUUUGCUCUGCUCCUUGCCGACGACGAUGCCAUCCGCCCGCGCGAAGUCGUCGCAGUGGACAUCUCCGAGCCCAUGCUCGCCGCUCUUGCCGAUCUCAAGGCCAAGAUCGAGGCUGACCACGGCCCGCUCCCUCUCGAGGCUCUUCACGUCGAUCCUGCUCCGCGCCAGAUCGCCGCCCUCGCUUCGUUUGAUGUCAUUGCUCCGGGCUACGUCCUCCAUCACAUCGGUCCGGACAUUGAGGACGAGGUCUACGCCACCCUCGCCGGCGCCCUCGCUGAGGACGGAUGGCUUGUGGCUUCUGAGUUUGACGACGAUGCCCACGCCAACUCGGGCGCUAUUGUCGGCAAGCUCGCUGCGCAGGGACUCGAUCAGAUCGAGAUCAUCCGGCCCGAGUUUGACAUGGAGAUCCUGUACGACUUCUGA
Molecule: messenger RNA, 585 nt
Organism: Thecamonas trahens ATCC 50062
Lineage: Eukaryota; Apusomonadida; Apusomonadidae
Exons: 2
Coding region: 1-585 (194 amino acids)
Source: RefSeq, a predicted model, not a curated record